Molecule: messenger RNA, 2961 nt
Organism: Verticillium nonalfalfae
Lineage: Eukaryota; Fungi; Ascomycota; Sordariomycetes; Glomerellales; Plectosphaerellaceae
Exons: 3
Coding region: 1-2961 (986 amino acids)
Biological process (GO): regulation of DNA-templated transcription; DNA-templated transcription
Molecular function (GO): zinc ion binding; DNA-binding transcription factor activity, RNA polymerase II-specific; DNA binding
Source: RefSeq, a predicted model, not a curated record
AUGGGAUCCCCGGAUUCCUCGCAGGCGAUGGAGCCGUCAGCGGAAGCCGCCGAACCACCGUCAGGUGCCCUCUCGCGCCAUGGCACCACAACCUUCUCCCCCGAACAGGCCGUCGCCCUGACCUCCUCCGGAGCGCCGUUGCUGAACCCCCGAAGCUGCGUGACCUGCCGCCGUCGCAAGGUCCGAUGCGACAAACAAAUGCCGUGCUCCAAUUGCCGACGCGCAUCCGCGCAGUGCGUCUUCCCCGCGCCCGGCCGCGCGCCGCGGCGACCCAAGCCCCGCGACCCAAACGCCCCGUCCAAGGGCUCCAGUGAGCGAGAAGUUGAGCUCAUGAGGCGCCUGCGAAAGCUCGAGGGUAUCGUCGAGGACCUCAGCGGGCAGAUCGAGGUGGAAACCGCGAGCAGCGAGCCUAGACCUCUCAGUGCUGGCGCGUCGCCGGGAACAGCAGCGCUGGCGCAACAAGAUAUGAACGCCGCGGCGGCAUGCGCCGGAUCGGGCAGCGCCGGGUCUCCCUCCUCGGCGAACGGCACCAGCGCCGUUCCGUCCAUGCGAGAGGUCGUGGCGCGCCGAGGCGCCGAGGCUGAUAGCGAAGCUGCGCAGGGGUUGGAGCGGAAGCAGUCGGCGAGCGUCACGAAGCAGCUCGGACGCUUGGUCCUUCAUGACCAGGGCAGAACAAACCGAUACGUGAGCAGUGCGUUCUGGUCCAAGCUGAAUGAUGAGCUGGACGAACUUCGUGCUGAGAUGCACUCGUUGAGUCACGAUGACGACGAUUCCGAAGACGAUGAGACGCCCGACCACUCUCCGCAGCAACCUGUUGAGCCUUCGACUGAUCACCAUGGCUUCAUUCUCGGUUACCGCUCAGCAGACGUUGACCUACGACGCCUUCAUCCUCUGCCGUCUCAGAUUCCCUUCCUAUGGCAAGUGUACAAGGAGAACGUCGAGCCAUUGGUCAAAAUCUUGCACGUACCGUCGAUGGAGGAGUUGUUGCGCAAUAUGAGGAAAAGCCCCGACAGCCUGAGCCCAGCGAAUGAGGCUCUUAUUUUCGCCAUUUACUUUUCUGCCAUUAUCUCAAUGGAAGACGAGGAGGUGCAAACGAACUUCGGCUCAUCAAGACCUCACCUCCUAUCCCAGUUCCGGUUUGCCCUCGAACAAGCGCUAGCGAGGGCCAAUUUUCUCAACACUUCUGACAUGGUUGUGCUGCAAGCAUUCACUCUGUUCCUGACGAUAGUCAGACGACACGAUGAUACGAGAUUCUGCUGGACACUGACGGGUCUUGCGAUCCGGAUGGCGCAGGGUAUGGGCAUCCAUCGUGACGGCCUACAACUCGGGCUGCCUCCUUUCGAAGUUGAGAUGAGGCGCCGGCUCUGGUGGGCCAUCUGCACCAUUGACCUACGUUCCGCGGAGGAGCUCGGAACAGACAUGAUGAUCAGGGACGGUUCCUUCGAUACGGAGCUACCGACGAGCAUCAACGACACAGACCUUGACCCAUCCGCCACCGUCAUGCCAACACCCCGCGAAGGCAGGACAGAUACUGCUGUCAGCCUCGUCCGUUACGAAAUUUGCUCGCUCGCGCGGCAGCUGCAUGUGACUGUGACAGAAAUGGGACCCAUUGAUCCUACUGACGUUACGGCAAGCCUGGAAAAUCGCGAGCGCAUGCUUGUGGACGUAUACGACCGUAUCGAGGAGAAGUUUCUGCGGCGGUGCCUUGCCGACAACGACCCAUUAUUCUGGAUGGCUGCCAUGAUUGCACGUGUCAUUGCGGCCAAGAUUGGCCUUAUCAUAUACCAGCCUUGUCUCUUUCCUGGCACGGGGCCUGAGCUGUCAUUCGCGAUUCGCACGCGGCUCUUCGUCUCGACAAUUGAGGUCGUUGAGUAUAACCACAUACUGAAUACAGACCCGCGAUGUAGGCAGUGGCGCUGGCUUUUCCAGACAUACCGGCAGUGGCAUGCCAUUGCGUACAUGUUGCUCGAGAUGGCUCGGCGGCCGUGGACGCCCACGUCUGAGCGAGCAUGGGAGGCAGCGAGCAUUUUGGGGUACGAAAGCCAUCCCAUCGAAGCAGCCAAGGCUGCUGACCACACGGCCGUGUCACUGCCGGUGAAGAAGCUUUAUCUCAAUGCCAGACGACACAGGCAGGCAGAGAUUCAGCGCCUGCGAAAUGAUCCGGAGGCCGCCCACCAUCUCGAUGUCGAAGACAGGCUCAACUCCUUGCCUGAGCGACUCGGCUCUGUGCCGGGGAUGGAGGCCAGGGCUUCACAGCUUCGCGGCCGAUGGCGCAAGAUGGUUCGAGGAGAGAAUCUGGCCGGCUCUCUGCCUCCAUUUGAACCUCUGCUAACGCAGGACGAGCAGCGGCUCGAUUUUGUGUUUCCAGCGGCCGGCGCCGUGCCACAGCCAAAUGUGUCAGCCUCACAGCAAGAUGAAAUCCAACCUGGAUUGGAAGGGGAUUUCGUCGACAAGCUGCUUAGCGGAGUAGUGAACCCCAUCGAGCUGUGGCGUUAUGCGUACCAGGGCCGAUUGAGUGCCGAGGACAUGCUGGCGAUCGGGAUGACCAACGGGGAUGCCUUGCCAAGUGCACCAGCUUAUGGCACAAUGCAGCACGGCGCAACCAUCGACACGGCCCUAGCGGUUGCGAACAGGACAAUGAGCGAGCAGACGGCCGUGCUGCAAGGCGAACCGUCACAGCAGCAGCAGCAGCAGCCGCCGCCGCAGGGGGGCCGGAGCUUCGAGCAUGGCGCAAAUCAAGCGCCGCCAACGUGGCUCUGGCCAGAUCCGUACACCUCGAUGGACACGCUGUUUGAAGGAGCGGGUAUGGAUGGGUUGAACGACAUGGUCGGCACGGACGAGCUUGAUGUGAAUAUGGACGUUGAGGACAUCAACUGGCAGAACUGGCAGGAGUCUUUGAAGGGGCUGGAAAAGCCGACGAGUUCCCAGCUGCCAGCAAGCGGGCGAUGGGGAGGCCUCUAG